CCUUCCCCCCCCCUUGACCUCCGAUUCCUGUUCCUGGCCCCUCAGUCGUGCUCUAGGCCUACAGGCUGGUCCCCUCAUUCCUUCUCACCGCUUGGUUCCGUCUUCUCCACCCACGACCACCCACCGCGGCCAUUGGCACAGUCCCGUCGUGUGUCGUGUCGUGCGUUCGUCGGUCCUUGGGUUUUUGUCUGCACACCACCAUCCCAUCCCACACAACUGCGAGAGCACCAUACCUCCUUAAACAACACCAACUCUACACCCUUAUACACCUAUAGCCCGUCGGUCGAGGUUCUUUGAGGGCUUGGUUCUUCGUGCUUUUUUAGUCCUUAGUUUUGUCCUGUUCCCGAGUGAUCAUUGCUGUCACUCCUUCGAUCCUCCUAGAUUCCUCCUUUAUUAGCCGCCCUACUCGCAAGCCACUCAGCGAUAUUGGCAGUCAGCCCGUCACACGAGCACGCCUGGCAAUGAAGAGCUGUCCGAUGAGGAGCGUGUCCCUCAGUUGAAUCGAACCCUUGAAUGCGGCCGCAGAGACAUCCCUGGCUCAACAUCUCCUUCAACAACUAUCCUUGGAAUUCUACACAUCGAAAGCCAGCCCUUCUGUUACAGAACAUUUGUUGGAUAGCGAACAGAAUACUUGACAUCACGGGCUCAUCAAACACAAAUUGCUUGCCGACAUUUGGCUGCAAGCCUGCGGCAAUUGGAAUACGUGGCAUUGGAUCCAUCUCCGCAGACGCCUCGACAAACCCAGCAGUCCUCUACGCGAUACCAAGGCUUUCACACCUGCGCGUUGUUUGAUCCCGUGUCUCUUCUCCAAGGUUCGACUUUAACUGUCAGAGGCCUAUCUGUCAUUGCAAAGGAGGUGGUACAGGGAGUCGAUAUAUCCGACGGAGAACAUCACAGGUCCCGGUGAUCUGGCGCCAGCUGCUGCUUUGUCCAACUGUAAAAACACGGCCGGCUACCUGCAGUCGGCCCUGUGGAUGACAUUUUAGGGAGCUGCAGAUAUGCCAAAAGCCCCGGCUUUGCCCCAUCUCAACUUGGCUCCUGACAACAAUGAAGAAUUUAAUGGGUUGACCCCCGCGACGCUGAGCCCUCGCUCGACGGGCUCUCCUCACACUCCCCGAUCGGCCCCGACCUCCCCAUAUCUGCAAGGCCCUCCGCCCUCUUUCAUGUCGCAUCAAGCGUCUGUAUCACAAGACAGUCGACACGAUGGGUCGCGUACGGGGCCCAGCUCUCCGCGGAUAACAGCAGUGCCCGAAUUUCCUCCUUCACCUGUUCCUCAAUCACCAAAGCACGCUCGAGACCCGUCCAAGGGUUUCUUUUCCAACUUGAUGGCUUCCAAAUCCUCCCACAAACUGCAUGCUUCGGAGACUAGUAUUCCAGAGAACGGAGAAAAGCCUAACGCAAGAAGUCGGGCUAGUUCCAAAGAGAGGUCUCUCCAUUCAGUAAAGAAGCAAGGUUCGACUCCAGAGCUGCCCAAGGCUGCUCCAAGCAACGGCCCUAGCAGUGACAACGAGGUCCCAGCCCAGUCGGAGUCGAUCCCUUCUCAACUCCCUCUGGAGCCUGUGCAAGCGGCCAAAAAGCCCAAGUCUAAAUUUGGCGGCAUUCUCGCAAGGACCAAGACUGUGAAAAUGGAGGAAGCCAUACCGAAACAGAAGCAUCCGCCGCCAAGUCAUCUGCAACUAGACACCUCUAACUCAGGCAAUGACCACGCCGACACAUCUCCAAGGACUGCACCCAUCAAGUUCGACCACCGAGAUAGGGCAUUUGGUCCAGAGAGUGGCGCGACCGUUCGAAACCGCUCAGCAGAUCGACAAACCCGUGAUGACUCGCAAUCCAUGAGGAGAGAUCGGCAGACCGGUAAUAUACCCGUGUCCCAUUCCUUCCGAGAUGGAUCGACCCUUCAAAUUCUAUCCAACCUAGGGCAAACCGGCAAAGGCAUGGGAGACCGGCUAGGCAAAGCUGGGAAGGGCUUUUUUGGCAAGAUCACGCGGAGUGGGAGUAGUAACGAGCGCGAACCUCUAACGGUCACGGAUGACAACUACGUAUGUACGACAAUCAACCUGCCACUCGUUAAGCAAACCCGGAAAACCAGGAUAGCACGACGUCUGGAGUCAUCCAAAGAUAAGACCGAAUUCUGGAUGCCAGCCUUGCCAUGGCGCUGCAUUGACUACCUGAAUAUGAAUGGCGCCGAAGAAGAAGGCCUGUAUCGGAUACCUGGCAGUAACAGAGAUGUGAAGCACUGGCAGCGGCGCUUUGACACCGAAUACGACAUCAACCUCUUCGACGAACCAGAACUGUACGAUAUCAACACCAUCGGGUCAAUGUUCAAAUCCUGGUUGCGAGAAUUGCCUGACGAAAUCCUUCCCAAAGCUGUCCAGAAUAAGAUUGCUACCCAGUGCGCCGGGGCGACUUCGGCGCCUCAACUGCUGAAGGACGAACUGUCACGUUUACCGCCGUUCAACUACUACUUGUUGUUCGCCAUCACAUGCCACCUCAGCCUGCUCAACAGCUAUGCCGAAAGGAACAAAAUGGACUAUCGAAAUUUGUGCAUUUGCUUUCAGCCUUGUCUCAAGAUCGAUGCCUUUUGUUUUCAAUUUCUUGUCAUGGAUUGGAAGAAUUGCUGGCAGGGCUGCUGGACUGAAAAGGAGUACCUGGAAGAAGAAUACCGAUACGAGCGGGAAGGUUCGAUCAAUGAAAGUGAAGACUUGGCCAUCGAUGAGAGGGCCAUCUCUUCCAGUGGCAGCAGUCAACAACAGCAACAACCGCCGCCGCCACCGCCAUCAAAUGCUCAACAGGCAUCAACACAGCAGCCUGCUCCUCCUCGAAGUGCGGAUGCAGCGGCACAGCGCAAAUCAAUGGCGCCCAGGACAAAACAGAGAAGUCUGUCUCAGGGUGGAAGUGCGAGAGACAGAUCCAACAGUGCCCAUGCACCUAGUCAGUCAGUACCGGCUGUACCACGGAUGGUGACGCCAGAGCCUCCGAAACUGUCGCUCGACCAAAAAUUGCCAGAGCUGACAGGGCUCUCUCCCAUCAGAAUGUGAUGUCCUCGGACAUGUGUCGUCGGCCUGAUGAGUUCUAGAACCAACAUCCUGCUGCGGCGUCACGUUAUGGACUGAAGCAUACUCCCUUUCCUUUUGAUGCCCUGCUUGGAUACGCCUGCCUAUGACGAUUGUUUGGCAUCGAAAGGCUCUAGGACAUAUCUUGUAUUAUCUAUCUACCUUGAUUUCUACUUAGCAUCGUGUCUUUUGUGGUUGCAUUGCACUGUGGCUUUCUUCUGGCUUUCGCCUCGAAACAUUGAUGAAGAUUCAUGAGGGGAAUGGUAUAACCUAGGUAGAGACUGCAAGAGAAUGAUACAGAGUGAAGCUCUGUUUGUAUGAACAGGCGUAUGUAAGAUUUUGGACUGGACAUGGCGGGAAAGCCCCGACGAGGUUGAAGCAGGGGAGGCAAAGUGACAUUUGAGACCAUAGAUUUGUGAUGCACUCGAGUCGAAUGCAGACGGCGGCUGGAGAUGACGCCAACUGUCAGAUGUUGUCAAAG
Molecule: messenger RNA, 3534 nt
Organism: Cladophialophora immunda
Lineage: Eukaryota; Fungi; Ascomycota; Eurotiomycetes; Chaetothyriales; Herpotrichiellaceae
Exons: 2
Coding region: 999-3038 (679 amino acids)
Biological process (GO): regulation of GTPase activity; signal transduction
Cellular component (GO): cytoplasm
Source: RefSeq, a predicted model, not a curated record